AUGAAUUCAUCGGCAAGUUCAGUGACAACAUCAAUACCAUCGUUAUUAUUACAAAAAUCCGAAUUGCCUCCACUUGAAAAUUUAGAAAUGGAUUUGCUUGCGCCACUACCAAGUGAAUGUUUUCAAAUUAAGGCGAAUUCAAUGUUCCAUGAAAGAUACCAACCAACAAUGUUGAGUGAAAAUGCCUUAUUAAGCACAUACACAACAUCGAAAAAAGCGCACGAUAAAGUCUACUCAGGCUCCAAAUCUCGAGUUUCAUCAACCGUUCCAUCGUUAAGUGAAUUAUGCAAACGUAUUCUACAGAAAAAUGUUGAAAAACUCAAAUACACACGCGGUGCACCAUUUGAGGUUUUAAAGCCCGUACUCGAGCAAGUAUCACCCGAACAAUUGACUCAAAUCGAACAUUUGAACUCAAAUUUGAUGGAAAAAACCCAUGUACUUUGGCAACAACAUUGCCAACGAAAAUUCAAAGCGUACAAACGUCAGGAGAUGGAGACAUGGCGUGAAAUGUUCAAUCGAUGCCAAAGUGAACAGCAAGCAAGAUUAAAUCAGAUAACCAAAAAAAUUCUAAAGUCACAAACGGUUACCAUUCCUCGACAAAUAAAAUUGGCCAACGUCGACAGCAUGGCCAAACCACCACGAAACAUUAUAAAAAAACAAAAUCAAUUAGGAACGCAACGAAAAAUGACUGCAACACCAGCCGCACGAGUUGAUGCCCUUAGUUCACCUGCAGCGAAUUAUACCAGACCCACCGCCGAUACUCAACCGAAGACAACAUCAUCAAUGGGACAAGCGCCACAAGCAAGACCAUCCAACGGAUACAUAAAGCCAAAAAAAGCACCGCUUAUGGCCAAAACGUUACGAAUGCUGAAAUACAAGAUGAGACGAUAA
Contarinia nasturtii (swede midge) is the source of this 891-nucleotide messenger RNA. Its product is annotated as transcription elongation factor B polypeptide 3-like. Bases 1 to 891 code for a protein of 296 amino acids. Gene Ontology annotation, biological process: transcription elongation by RNA polymerase II. The record is from RefSeq and is a predicted model, not a curated record. NCBI's taxonomy places the organism in Eukaryota, Metazoa, Arthropoda, Insecta, Diptera, Cecidomyiidae. Gene Ontology annotation, cellular component: elongin complex; nucleus. The transcript has a single exon.